Molecule: messenger RNA, 3840 nt
Organism: Aspergillus alliaceus
Lineage: Eukaryota; Fungi; Ascomycota; Eurotiomycetes; Eurotiales; Aspergillaceae
Gene: treA
Product: alpha,alpha-trehalase treA
Exons: 4
Coding region: 383-3625 (1080 amino acids)
Biological process (GO): trehalose catabolic process
Cellular component (GO): fungal-type cell wall
Molecular function (GO): carbohydrate binding; alpha,alpha-trehalase activity
Source: RefSeq, a predicted model, not a curated record
UUUUCCAGGUGAGUCGGACUCGGUAUAGCGGGAUGUGGCUGGUUCAACCCCGCAAAAAAGACUUCUUUUAACCACUCUUGGCCAAUACUACCCUUGGGUCACUACGUCGAGUCUGUGCGACGAGUGGAGGAAGCAAUCCUUCAUUGGGAAAAAUUACCUCAACGUGGAUCCGAGUACCGUGGAAGUGUCUAGUUUGAGUAGCACGCUUUUAAAUCGAGCGCGUGGUAAACUCCGCACUGGUGCAUUUGGGAUCUGCGGCUAAUUUCCCCGUCCAGGAUACGAGUGUGGGGAUGGACUAUUUAAGUGCCAUCCUGGUCCUUGAUUUCACUCUACAACGUCUGCUCCAUUCAACUUUUCACUACUGCCUAGGAGGGCACUGACAAUGAAACUUAGGAACCUGGCGCCCUGGGCGCUGCUCUUCGACCUCCCAGCAGCAGUUCACAGUUUCCCAAGCCAAGGUGCUCAAGGUAAACUUGACCCCCGUGUCGCAAAACUAUUGAAGCGACACGAAGGCCCAGGACAGAAGGCCGCAGAUUCGGACCACGUCUAUCAGACCAAGUUCGAUGGCGUGACAUGGGAUGAGGAGAAUUGGGUUCUCGCGACAACCACACUCGACCAGGGCCAUUACCAGUCGCGAGGCUCCGUAGCAAAUGGCUAUCUUGGUAUCAGCGUCGCUAGUGUUGGCCCCUUCUUUGAGCUCGAUCAAGAAGUGGACGGUGAUGUAAUCAAUGGCUGGCCGCUCUUUUCCAGACGUCAGACAUUUGCAACUAUUGCGGGCUUUUUUGAUUCUCAACCGACCACCAACGGAACCAACUUUCCAUGGUUGUCUCAAUACGGAUGGGACACGGCUAUCAGUGGUGUUCCCCACUGGAGUGGUCUCAUCCUCGACUUGGGCGAUGGUGUCUAUCUGGACUCCACCGUAGAUGCUGAAAGCAUCACUGAUUACCAGUCCACGUAUGACUUCAAGGGUGGCGUUCUGUCCUGGUCAUACACCUGGUCUCCUAGAGACAAAGGAUCUUUCAAGAUCACCUACCGCCUGUUCGCCAACAAGUUGAACAUCAACCAAGCUGUGGUGGAUAUGGAGAUCAUCUCAUCAGACGAUGCUGAAGCGACUGUAGCAAACGUGUUGGACGGGUAUUCAGCAGUUCGCACUGACUUCGUAGAGUCUGGUCAAGAUGAUGGUGCUCUCUUCUCGGCCGUGCGCCCCUGGGGCAUCCCCGACGUCACCGCUUAUAUCUAUGCCAACCUGACUGGGUCAGCCAACGUCGACCUGUCCUCCCGUACUAUCGUGACCGAGAAACCCUAUGUGAACACCAACGAUUCGUCGGUCGCGCAGACAGUUAAUGUUAAGUUCACCGCGAACGAACCUGUUCGCAUUACAAAGUUCGUUGGUGGAGCCUCUACUGAUGCGUUUACCGAGCCCAAACAAACAGCGAAGGCUGCAGCAUCUGCCGCACUGGCAGCGGGUUAUACCGGCUCUCUGGAGUCGCAUGCCUCAGAGUGGGCGAACAUUAUGCAUGAGAACUCGGUCGACCGCUUCACUGACCCGACUACCGGCAAGCUCCCGGAUGACCAGCACGUCGUUGACUCAGCUGUCAUCGCUGUCACAAACAUUUAUUACCUGCUGCAAAAUACCGUGAGUAAGAACGCUAUUGCAGCUGUCUCUAAUGCCCCUAUCAACGAGACUAGUUUCUCCGUUGGUGGGCUCACCUCCGAUUCCUACGCCGGCCAAGUCUUCUGGGAUGCUGAUGUCUGGAUGCAACCGGGUCUCGUCGCGUCGCAUCCCGAAGCCGCACAGGGUGUGACCAACUACCGCGUCGCCAGAUACCAACAGGCGAAGGACAAUAUCAAAACAGCAUUUGCCAGCUCCAAGAACCAAACUCGGUUUGACCCUUCGGCAGCAAUCUAUCCGUGGACCAGCGGUCGUGUAGGAAACUGUACGGCGACGGGUGCUUGCUUCGACUACCAGUAUCACUUGAACGGUGAUAUUGGGCUCUCGAUGAUCUAUCAAUGGGUCGCUAGCGGCGAUACACAACAUUUUCAGGACCAUCAUUUCCCCAUCUACGACUCGGUGGCUACAAUGUAUUCCAAUAUUGUUGAGCGCAAUGGAUCUAGCUGGACCCUAACGAACAUGACGGAUCCGGAUGAAUACGCAAAUCAUGUCGACGCAGGCGGCUUCACUAUGCCUCUCAUUGCGCAGACUCUGGAAAAUGCCAACGCCUUCCGUGAGCAAUUUAAUCUCGAGCCCAACGACACCUGGGCCGAGAUCUCCGAGAACGUCUUAUUGCUGCGCCAGAACAACGUAACCCUCGAGUACACCUCAAUGAACGGUACAGCUGUAGUCAAGCAGGCGGACGUCGUCCUAGUUACCUACCCACUUGCAUAUGAGAGCAACUACACAACUGAGAUGUCCCUCACAGACCUGGACUACUACGCAAACAAACAAUCUGCCGAUGGCCCUGCAAUGACCUGGGCCAUCUUCUCUAUCGUAGCAAGCGACGUCUCACCAUCCGGAUGCUCUGCCUAUACCUACCACCAAUAUUCCUACGAUCCUUACUCCAGAGGCCCCUUCUUCCAGCUCUCCGAACAAAUGCUCGACAAUGCAAGCAUAAACGGCGGCACACACCCAGCCUUCCCAUUCCUCACUGGACACGGCGGUGCCAACCAAGUCGUCCUCUUCGGAUACCUGGGUCUCCGUCUCCUGCCCGACGAAGCCAUCCACGUAACGCCCAAUCUCCCACCGCAGAUCCCCUACGUCAAAUAUCGAACCUUCUACUGGCGCGGAUGGCCCAUCGCUGCCGAAUCAAACUAUACCCACACCACCAUCCGUCGCGAUACAGAAACAGCCCCCCUCUCAACAGCCGACGAACGAUUCCGCAACACCUCAAUCGAAGUACACGUCGGCAGUGAAACAGACUCCAGCUCGGACGCAGAAAUCUAUAGUCUCUCACCCACCGGAAGCCCCCUAGUGGUCUCUAAUAGAAUGACCGGUACCAUCCCCACAAUGCCAGGAAACCAAAUCCAAUGCCAACCCAUCACCUCCCGGGACCCGUACAAGGCCGGCCAAUUCCCCAUCUCCGCCAACGACGGCGCAACAUCCACGAAAUGGCAGCCGGCAUCCUCCAACCUCUCCUCCAUUACCGUCGCCCUUGCAGACACGCAGUUGGCCAACGCCGUCUCCGGGUUCCAUUUUGACUGGGCUUCCGCGCCGCCUGUGAAUGCGUCGGUGAUUUUCCACGAGGAGGCUAUCGAAAACCCGGCUGCCGUGUUCGCGUCCCAGUCCCAGCUCCAAGAUCAGGGUCAGUAUCGGGUUGUUCUCACGUUGACGGAUAUUGAGCCUUCCACGAUUUAUACGGCUGAGGAGGCUAAUGAGGUGCGCAUUCCGGUGGGGAAUACCACGACUGCGCAGCUUAAGGAUAGUGUGCAGCCGUCGCGGUAUGCGACUUUGUUGAUUUCCGGGAACCAGGCUCUUGGCACUGACCAAGAGGAUACGGGGGCCACAGUGGCGGAGUGGGUGAUAUUGAGUCAGGGUAGUCAGUUUCCGUCGGCUGGUGCUAACUCGCAGAAGAGGAGUAUCCGUGUCAGAGAGAAGAGCUUGUUGGAGAGACUUAAGAGGUGGAUUUAAUUGAUUGAUAGGAUAGAUUUAUGAGAGAGGAUUUUAUGUGAAGUGAUUGACUGAUUGUACAAUUAUACCUUGGAAUAGAGAGUCGUCAGCUAUUCAAGAGAUCUGAUUAUUAGGGCAAUAUAUGAAGUUUUAUCAAUACGCAGAGAGUGGCCGAUAACUUAGCCUUACACUAACGCCAGCCAAUGUUGGGCCAACAUUAAAUCCGACGAACUAUU